Molecule: messenger RNA, 2390 nt
Organism: Cylicocyclus nassatus
Lineage: Eukaryota; Metazoa; Nematoda; Chromadorea; Rhabditida; Strongylidae
Source: the annotation of a GenBank genome assembly
AACCCUCAGGUGUAAUCCCUUAAACGAUUUCAACUGAAUGGCUUGGAGCUGAGAUGCCGAGGACGAGAUCGCAUCGUGCAGAAUCAGCAGCACUUCAAAUCAGUGGACUUCUUUUGGAUAUAUUCAGGGGAAGAAGGCGGGGAAGGUCUUCAUCGUCUUCUGACCCGGAAGACCUCGCAGGUAUUUCAAGUGAGGAGUCUUCAACGUCAUCUUCAGAAAGUUCGACAUCUGAUACGGAAACAGACGAAAGUUCAAUACCAUAUCGCAGAGGUCCGUAUCAUACUCGUGCUCGAGAUCGACGGAACAGAAAUCGAAAUUCACAAGCAAGCAACAACUCUUCUAAUAGCGAACAUACAGAAGAGCUUGAACUCGAAGACGAGUCCGAAGGUGAAGAAGUUCGUGCGGAGUCUGAAUCCGUCACUAUGAACAAUGACGAUCUAAAUAACAGCAUUCAAGUGAUCGAAGAUAAUCAUCAAAACUUGCCUUCCGAGCCUAAUCACAGACGUUCAUCUUCCGACUCGGAUAGUGAGCUUAACACUAUCAAUCGUCCAAAACGUAGGAGAACAGAUAAUUUCGCCACCGAUGAUGAAGAGGCUAAACCUGGGGUCUCCGAAACUGCUGCCGCCGCUCAAGCCACUCUCGAAGACGAUAGCGGCGAUGACGGUUGCACUAUCUGCUAUGAGGAAUAUACCAGUGCUGGAGAGCAUCGUUUGGCUUCUGUCAAAUGUGGACACUUCUUUGGCUAUUCUUGUAUUGCUCGGUGGAUUCGUAGUGAAGGUCGAAAUGCCGUUUGUCCUACCUGCAAGACUAAAACCACUAUCAAAGAUGUCAGAAAACACUAUACUAAUGCGGUGAAGGUCACUGAUACUACUGAAGUGGAGAUGUUGAAAAACUCAAAUGCUGCUUUACACAUCAAAAUCUCUGGUCUAGAAGUCGAAUUAGCACGGAAAGAUAGAGAAAUCACUGAACUACGAAAGAAACUGCAAGAGGGAACAUCACAUGAUAUCAUAAGCGCUACGCCUCAGCUGAUAGUGCAGCCAAGAGGAGGGAGAAUGUUCAUGAAUCCAGAGCGGAAAGAAUCUUUAGUCAAUGGCUCAUCAAAUGCAGAUGCUCGCGCUAUGGACUUUAAUGGAGAAGUCUGGGCUGUAGGAGUAGCAUGCUCACAAGUUCGUAACAUUUUUAGUCCUUAUGGUAUUAGGAUGCUUACCAUAAGUCGACAGGAGUUCAAACUUCGUGAAUGCUAUCCUCUACACAGUGGGAGGUCAAGAGUCGUAGUGUUUUCGCCUUUCGAGUCAAGUCUUCUUCUGUCAGGCGGUGAAGAUAAACGCGCUUUGGUUUCUAUGAAUGGCGCCGUGCGCAGACAGUGGAAGAUGCCACAUGAAAAGCCAGUGUGGACUGGCUGUUGGACGUCAGCUAACAAGGUAGCUUUGGGACUUGGCGAUGGACGAGUUUAUGAGUACGCGGUCGACUCGGACUCUACUGAGCCGAUACGUGACUAUACGCAAGGUGUCGGCCAUUUGCCUAUAAUAUUCACAGGCUUUGAUCCAUCUUCUUCCACAUUGCUGGUUGCUUCGUUCAAGAAGUUGAUAGCGUUCAGAAAUGAAAGGGUAUUCCCACUACUGAACAAUGCUGAUGAUCAAUUUGACAAAAUGAGGUCGGUUAGCUUUGACGAAUCGUCUCUUCAUUUUGCUGUCACAUUCUCGCCUGGCGGACGUCAUCCAGCCAUAUCGCAUCGACUGUAUCGCCUUGAAGUGGAUGACGAUAAUGACGAGGUACGUUGCGUAGAAAUGGCUCAGUGGCUAACUGAAUGCCAAAUGUCGUCAACAAUGUGGAGUAAUUGCCUGUUCUCCCUGAAGAACUCGUUGUUCUCGGUUGUCUUCAAUGAAGAUCAGAGACGUUUCGAUGCUCACGAUUGGUCAGGUAGAAGGACGGAUGCCAUGAUACGUUUUCCAUCAAGUGCGACAGUGGCCACGAUCCGCGCAGUUCCUACUGUCAGCGACUCGCGGAAGACUAUCGUUGUACUGGCUGAUAAGGCACUUUUCUCCAUUGCUUUUGGUCUCUCAGAUGCAGUUUCUUAAUUGCUAGUUUUGCAGUAUAGCAAUGCUAGGGACUUGCUUAUGAGUUUUAAUCGUUCUUUGUUGCAUGCAUCCACAUGAUCACCACUGUGUUAUUCGGGUACCAGUUCUUUUGUCCUUAAGUCUUCCUCCGCAUGUAAUAUAGAGGUUGCCGAAGCGGGCUUUAAUAGAAAGGUCAAUGUGUAUUAGCUUGGUAAUCAGCCUUGUCUAGAUCUCUGAUCUGCAGUUUUAUUACUCCAUGGUUUUUUUUCAGGUUGCAGCCAUAUUUAUGUGACUGCGCAUUGUAUGCAGCAUUACGCUACUGUGAAUCUAUAC